UGAAACUCUUAGUUUGCUCUCCCCGCAGAGCCGUGUGGAUUUACUACCAGAAAGCAGCCUUUAUUUGUGUCUGCUGAGCACAGCAGAUUAAAAAACACGCCAGGAAUCUAAGCGCUCGCUCACCGUCUCUAAAGGGUUUUUUCUGCCUUUAUUUUCCUUUUUAACUCUUUGAAGGAGACACAAAGGAGGGAUGGGUGCUCAGUUGACUAAAGGUGAAGCUACAGUGGACGGAAAAGCUGUGGCUGAUAAAGCCAAUGGUCAGGAAAAUGGCCAUGUGAAAACCAAUGGUGAUGCAUCCACCAAGCCAGAUGGAGAAGCCGUGGCAGCAGACGGAAAUGGAACUACGGAGGUUGCCAAGGAGGAGGCUGCCAAGACGGAGGCGGGAGAUGGCAUCGAAGCCGCUCCGGCUACCGAAGGUGACGCUACCAAAUCCGACGGUGAAGCUGCAAAGGAAACCAAGAAGAAGAAGAAAUUCUCACUGAAGAACUCCUUCAAAUUCAAGGGCAUUUCCCUGAAGAAGAACAAGAAGGGAAGCGAGGAGGCAGCGGAGCCCGCGGAGCCCGCAGCGCCCGCAGCCACACCCACCACCGAAGACAAACCCGAGGAGACCGCCCAGGCUGCUACGGAAACCAAAGAGGAGGAGCCUGCUGCGGCAGAAACCAAUGAGACACCGGCACCUGAAGCAGAGGCGGAGCCUAAAGCAGAGGCGGAGCCUAAAGCAGAAGAGCCCGCCCAGGAAACAGAAGCCGCACCCACAGAGGAUACCACAAAAUCUGAUGAGACCCCGGCCCCUGUUGAAGAGACCACGCCCACCACAGCCUCGGACCCGGAGCCGGCUGCAGAGUGAUCUCACUUCACUGUGGCAACCUAGACUGUUUAUCUUUAUCCUUUUUUUUCUUUUUGAGAUUGAAAUAUAUAAAUAUAUAUAUAUAUAUAAAUAUAUGAGACUUGAGCCACAAUCUUAAAGUUACAGCAAUACUACAGAGAAACCGAGUUCUUUUACCACCUUUGCUGAUAACAGUCUCUAGUUCACGGUUUGUCCAGUCCAGUGUCAGUGAGCUCCGUGCUGCCGCAUGUCAAGAGCGGUUUUUUGGGGGGGGGGGGGGGGGGGGACGGGCUGGAAAUUGCUCUGUGUAUGGAUUGGAAUGACUGAUGGAAUUUCCGCCUCAGAGGAAGAGCAGCGGAUGGAAGAGCGUGGCUCCCUGUUCACAGUCUUUUCAGUCAUUUUUCUCUUUAAACUUCAUCUGAUCCUUGAUUUUUCAGGGCUGAUGAGGGAAAUGACUAAUUGUCCUCUUAGGAGAUGGUUACGGGACGAUGUAAAACUACAAAAUAAAUAAAUGAAUAAUCUUUUUUAAAGUGUUUAAAUAGCUCUACAUUCCAAUUUUUUCGCCCUAAAAACUGUAGGGUGUCAGAAGAUCUGCCGAGUGAAUAGGUUUUAGUCUUAGUCUGUUUUUAAUGAUGUUUUACAGUUUUAAUCAGAUCCAGCUACACAUUUCAAAGUUUGUGACAAAGGGGAAUUAAACCACUGCUUUUAUUAAAUAUAUAUUUUUGUUCUGUUAAGUCUCUGUACAUACAUUUUCUGACUCUUUAUUUUGCUAACAUUUCCAAGUGUUAAUAAGAUGUUGUACGAUUAGGCCAAAUAAAUGUUUGACCGAC
Molecule: messenger RNA, 1656 nt
Organism: Carassius auratus (goldfish)
Lineage: Eukaryota; Metazoa; Chordata; Actinopteri; Cypriniformes; Cyprinidae
Product: MARCKS-related protein-like
Exons: 2
Coding region: 191-847 (218 amino acids)
Biological process (GO): central nervous system development; actin filament organization
Cellular component (GO): cytoplasm; plasma membrane
Molecular function (GO): actin filament binding; calmodulin binding
Source: RefSeq, a predicted model, not a curated record